AUGUCUUUAAUUAAAGUGAAAUUAUCAUUUAGUGGUGGAAUGGAAUUAUUGUUUAAUAAUAUUAAACAAAAGCAUAUAGAGAUAUCAUCAUCGAUCAAUCCACCAAAUGCAACUACCAUGAAAGAUUUGGUUUGUAAAUUUAAUUUCACUAUUUUGAUCAAAAUUUCAGAUAAUUUGUUAAAAGAACGUCCAGAACUAUUUAUGAGUGGAGACACUGUUCGUCCUGGAAUAUUAGUAUUAAUAAAUGAAACGGAUUGGGAAUUAGAAGGAGAAUUAGAAUAUGAAAUUAAAGAUGGUGAUGAUAUUGUCUUUAUAUCUACAUUACAUGGUGGAUAG
Molecule: messenger RNA, 336 nt
Organism: Funneliformis geosporum
Lineage: Eukaryota; Fungi; Glomeromycota; Glomeromycetes; Glomerales; Glomeraceae
Source: the annotation of a GenBank genome assembly